AUGACGAUGCACUCAGUUACUACGAUACUCCCUGGCCAAGUGAUUAUCACGAUGACAUCUGUUGUGUUCUCCACUCUUUCGAGGACACGGUCUCCGGUGUCUUCGUCCUUCCAUUUGAACCGCGGAGACGGCAUCUAUCUAGAAGCGAGAAAAUCUGUGGUCAUUGCAAGAUUUUUACGUAGAACGCGUUCAACGUCGUGUUCGCUUCAAAAUAGUGAAGUGCGUUCUUCUUCUGAUGCGCAUGAUCGAGGUGAUCAACGUGAACGAUGUGUGUUAUCACGUGCGUGGCGAUGGCACGUGUCCAGUGUCGUAGAUCUUAUUGUCGCGAUAUUUGUAACCAGCAUGCGUAGUUGUCCUGUCUCCCGGCUCCAAUUAACAACAUCAUGGCCGUUUAGCGUGAUUGUAUAUCAAGAUCCUUAUCCAAGUUUCACUGGUCAUCGCAAGCCGUCGGGUCCAUCACAGCUGUCCCUCCUCUUUGGGCGAGUUGUAAAUCCCGCUGGAGGACAGUGA
Messenger RNA from Cylicocyclus nassatus, 510 nucleotides. The record is from the annotation of a GenBank genome assembly. NCBI's taxonomy places the organism in Eukaryota, Metazoa, Nematoda, Chromadorea, Rhabditida, Strongylidae.